AUGUAUCAGAGGCCAAGAUACCUUCUGUGGACGUUUAUUGCUGUGUUUCUACAGUGCUCUUUGUCUUUAAGAUCAGUAUCACAUGGGGGCAUGGAUCUAUCCAUAUUAGAAUCUACUCAUCAGUUGCAGGAACCAAUCACUGAAUUUAGCACACCUUUGGACAAAGCUUUGUUGAAACAAGAGCAUCUCAAUACAUGGAGAGAUUUAAGAACAAUUGAAGAAGUGGUUAGACACCGUAAGGAUCCUUGGAUAUUUAGAAAGAAAGUAGCAGAAUUUGUGCAACAAUUGUCAAAGGAUCCAACAUACCUACCUGAUGGGACUCAAAUCAAAUCUCAAGAUAUUGUACUGAAGCCUAGAUAUAAAUCACUUGAAUCGAUUUCUCUUCUUAUGUCUCAACUCAAACAAGUUCUGAAGGCACAUUCACCUCAAAUUUAUCACCAAGAGAUAGAUCAUAUAUAUGAUACAUUACUCAAAAAUUUCAAAGAAUCUUUUGUUGUAAACAGACAGAGCAUGAAGGGUACAUUAAUUUAUACCUUCAUGGAUGUGACUAUGUCACAAUCGGGUCUAUAUCUAUGGAUGCAAAAUUUUAGAGAUAAGGCUGUAGACUUGAAUACAGGUAUGCAUCCCUUAGUAGGAAAGAUGAAUGAAUGGAAGGGGCAAGUUGGAAAUACAGAGCAUGUUGAAUGGUCUAAAAUGUACCAGAAAUACAUGAAGUUGGUUGAAGUCUUUGAUAUUUUGGCUGCUGCUGGUCUCCAGGACAAGGAUGUCAUCUUGAAAAUGGUACCCAGUGAUAUGAAAUUACAUGAAACAAACGGAAUCCUUUUUGAACAUUCUUCAAAACCUUCAAAUCUAAAAUAUUACCUCAUAAACAAUAAACCACACAGUUAUCCCAGACCACUUCAUCUUCCAAUCUUUGGAUUUCCUUUUGAGAUUGAUGGUUGGAACCCUGCUGAAAUUGAGGAUCAAGUACACAAGAUCUGGUCAAAACUUGAAAAAUCAGAUCUUGAAAUUGCUUUGGAAUUGAGAAAACCUGUGUUAGAUUUUUCUCAGAGCAAGAUCAAGUUUCCAAAAGAAGUCAUAACAAUGAAAGAGUACCAAGUACUCAUGGCAAUGACAACUGACUCAGGAUAUAAGACAAUGUGGAGGAGUAUCUCAAGAUCCAUCAACCUAGUGUCCAAAUUGGAAGAAAACAAUCCCGAAGCUCAGGUACUAUUAUGGCAUAUAUUGCAGUUAGAAUUUAAGUAUCUUUCACCACGUAACGUGGACCCCAAGAAGGCUGAAAUUCAGAUAGAAAAUAGUGUGAUGUUUUACUUAUUUGUAAGAAGGAUGGGAGAAGUACUUGAAGAGGUAUUUAGGAUAUUUACUCCAACUCCACCUGGAAAAAGAGUGCACAAGGCACAGUGUAUGAUGUACUAUUGGUCUUUAUUACUUUACAAACCACCCACUGUCAGCUACAAACGAUACAACAAAGCUAAGUGGAUGCAGCUUGGCCUUGGAAGAGUUUAUCUUGAUCACCUUUUAUCUUCACAAAAGCUGAACAAGUUGUAUAAGACCAUGAGCACUACUCAGGACUCAGACAGGGAAAUGCCAUAUACUUCAUCCACUCCAAAUUUUAUUAACAAUCUUGUUCAAAGUAACAUAGGUCAUUCCCCUGAAGAAAUUGAAAGCUUGGGACAAAGUCCUUUGGACUUCAGUAUGGACUCAAUAAAUAGACUAAAUUUUAUGGCUGCUAGAAAGAGAGAAGAAAAUCAUUCAAAGCAAAUCAUGGAUCAUGAAAUUAAAUCUGACAAAGCUUCAGAUAGUCCUUCACCAAAAAGAAAGGUCCUAAUGCAUGAUGAUCCAGAACAAAUGCACCUCACCUCAGUCUCAAAAAAGCCAAGGACCAAGCGUGUUGAAUAUGUCCAACCAUCAGAUAUUGAUGAGACCCAGAUCCCAAAAAAUAUUUUGAAUAUGAGGGAAACAAAGCUAGAUGGUAUAAAAAGCACCAUCCACUCUGAUCUUUUUGUAGACAAACAAAAUGUGAUUCAAGAUCCAAGAUGUAAAACUCCAGGCAAUGAUCAAGCGGGAGCUCGUAACAUUGUCCAGAGGAUGGAACCACCCUCAUCUUCAAGUGCUGAUAGGCAAGCCUUCAUUCUUCCUGACCUCAAUGAGCCUGCAGAGCCAGAAUCAAUGUGA
Melampsora larici-populina 98AG31 is the source of this 2175-nucleotide messenger RNA. RefSeq lists its product as uncharacterized. The record is from RefSeq and is a predicted model, not a curated record. The transcript is spliced from 3 exons. Bases 1 to 2175 code for a protein of 724 amino acids. Lineage: Eukaryota; Fungi; Basidiomycota; Pucciniomycetes; Pucciniales; Melampsoraceae.